AUGAUUCAACCACAUUUAAACUCCGCAUAUUCGGAAUUAAUCCGGAAACUACCUCCUUCACUAGAAAAUGAAGCUUGGAAACGUCUUAUUUCUAGAAAGCGAAAUCCAAUAACAGAAGAGGACGCUAGUUCUAUUAAUCCAUUAAUAGAAGCAUUUUUAAGACAUGAAACUAAUACUAUUUCGAAUUGUAUAUGCAAUCAUGAAGAAGAGAUCAAUCGCAAGGUUAAGAAAGAAGUUAAAAUUUUAUAUCGGCAAAUACUUAAUCACAACCAAGAAACUUUUGAAAAAUUUAUGAAAAAAUUAGAUAAAGAGUAUGAAGAGCGGAUCAAUACAAAUAAGAAUUUACGUUGUGAAAUCGAAGAAAAAAAAUUAGAAUUAGAUGAAGCGGAAAAAAAUCUCGCGUCUAUGAAGGAGAGAUUUAAUUAA
Entrophospora candida is the source of this 426-nucleotide messenger RNA. Lineage: Eukaryota; Fungi; Glomeromycota; Glomeromycetes; Entrophosporales; Entrophosporaceae. The record is from the annotation of a GenBank genome assembly.